Molecule: messenger RNA, 967 nt
Organism: Momordica charantia (bitter melon)
Lineage: Eukaryota; Viridiplantae; Streptophyta; Magnoliopsida; Cucurbitales; Cucurbitaceae
Source: RefSeq, a predicted model, not a curated record
GCUGUGGCAGGCAAAAGCAAAACGCUAAUCCAGAUUCUGUUCUGGCGUCCGCAAUUUCAUCGAAUAACGAUGGCUUCCCAACGGCCUCUUAUCCUCUCUCUCCUAUUCGCAGCCACUCUCUUCCACCUCCGCCUGGUUCCCGCCGCCGCCGAUGCCAAUGCCACCGCCACCGCCAACGCCACCGCCAAUUGUACCGAGUUCAUCCGCAGUAGCUGCCUCAUCACUCUCUAUCCGGACGUCUGCUACACCUCCCUCUCCCGCUACGCCAACGCCAUUCAGCAGGAUCCGGCCUCCCUCACUCGCGUCGCCAUUACCAUCAGCCUCGCCAACGCCCGCAGAAUGGCCGGCUACGUCUCCAACCUCUCCCACGCCGGCGACUACGGCGCCGACCGCAGAGCCGCCUCCGCGCUCCACGACUGCUUCGAGAACUUCGACGACGCUGUCGACGAGAUCCGCGGCUCGCUCAAGCAGAUGCGCCAGAUCAACGACGUCGACGCGCCGUCGUUCCGGUUCCAGAUGAGCAACGUGCAGACGUGGAUGAGCGCCGCGCUCACGGAUCAGGAGACCUGUACGGACGGAUUCGGCGAUGUGGCCGACGGUCCGAUGAAGGCCGACGUCUGCAACAAGGCGGAGAAGGUGAAGAAGCACACCAGCAAUGCCCUAGCGCUUGUUAACAGCUUCGUCGAGAAACGAAUUCCGUGAUUCAAUCGGUAGGUUUUCCGAAAAACAUUGUUGGAUUGAACCACAAAUUCGAACUCUGAAAUCGUGAAAUAGUAUGCUUCUGUAUUUAAUUAACAGUGUGCGUGAGAGAGAUUUGUAAAUUUCUUACUCCAUAGACAAACUGAAAUUUUCUGUUCCUUUUUUCUGGUGGUGUGCUCUGGUGCUGGUUCCUUCUUUCAUAGUUUCGGAAUGAAAGAAAGAGAAGGAAGCAAUUCGCAUAUUUUGUAUUAUUUGUUAUUUUUCUCAA